UGUUCCUCAGCAGUGAUAUUUUUACCAUAAAUGUACAAAUGUGUGAGCUAGACUUAAGAGACUCAACUUUAUUCUGAGGUAGAGAGACAGAUACAUGACUACAGAGGCUGUAGAGACUCAAAACUACAAAACACCGAUCAAAGAGGUGAUGAGUUUUAGAAAAAAACCCUCUUGUUAUCAGCAGGAGAUGCCUAGUGUAAGCAGCAGCACAACGCAACCAAAACUGGCAUCCAGCAGAGCGGAAAGAGUAGAGAACAGUUACACCAUGAGUGUUGGGAAAGUAAAAAUUCCUCCGAAAAUCCUGCUCUCUCCAAAUUGCUCUGAGUGGGCUGGAGGUCUGUUCUGCGUGUGCCGAGCGGAGGCCGAGCCCAAAGCUAACGUCUCCUGGACGGUUGAUGGACGCCAUGCACUUUUCCCACAGUUCAAUAUCACAACCAGCUACAGCGAUACAGUGACAGUGUCGGAGUUAACCGGCCCACUGACCGGCAACGUAUCCUGUACCGCAUCCAACUACCUCUCCACAGACCUCCACCACACCACUGUCCUGAUUCCACAAUCAGACGGAAACUCUGUUAUAAUAGCCACCGUGGCUGCUGUUUGCGUCAUCCUGGGAGUUACUGUGGUGGCUGUUUACCUGAGAAGGAGACGUCAAAUCCCCCAACACUCUACCUCCAGUCAGCGUGCAUGUUCAAAUGAAAAUUUAAGCAAAACUGCUGAUGUGUGCGAAUCCAAUCUUUACGGUAACAAUGUGAAGGAUGACGAUAUUUACGCCAACACCAUGGAGAUAGAAGAGAUUUCUACAGAGAAGAAGAACAAAAGAAGAAAAGCACCUGAACCAAAGUAUUUUAUCGAUGACAUGGAUGACAUAUAUGCGAAUUGCUGAGAUCUUCUCGAUAUCUCCUCAUCGUGAUGACAGCUCUUCCUCCCAGAUCAUCUUCAGAAACCUUCAGUGCUACAGUACAAUACCUGUUAAGAUAUUGCGCUGUUUUACAUGCACUCAGUAAUCUGAUAAACCACUUUAACUGUGCAACCACUUUGGUUUUCUUCAAGAAAUGCGAUUUCUAUUUUUAGAUUGUGCUUUUUAGUCAAAUACUGUGAUUUAAUUUAGAGACAAUUAAUAUAUAAGUAAACAAAGCUAAAUUAAAUAUAUAUUUAUAUUUUAAAGUCAAACGAGCGCUGGAUGUUAAUCU
Messenger RNA from Astyanax mexicanus (Mexican tetra), 1190 nucleotides. RefSeq lists its product as uncharacterized. The transcript is spliced from 7 exons. The record is from RefSeq and is a predicted model, not a curated record. Bases 95 to 883 code for a protein of 262 amino acids. Lineage: Eukaryota; Metazoa; Chordata; Actinopteri; Characiformes; Acestrorhamphidae.